Euleptes europaea (tarantolino) is the source of this 1606-nucleotide messenger RNA. It is a transcript of the gene KPNA2, whose product is annotated as karyopherin subunit alpha 2. Gene Ontology annotation, molecular function: nuclear import signal receptor activity; protein binding. NCBI's taxonomy places the organism in Eukaryota, Metazoa, Chordata, Lepidosauria, Squamata, Sphaerodactylidae. Bases 2 to 1591 code for a protein of 529 amino acids. The record is from RefSeq and is a predicted model, not a curated record. Gene Ontology annotation, biological process: NLS-bearing protein import into nucleus. Gene Ontology annotation, cellular component: nucleus; cytoplasm. The transcript has 10 exons.
AAUGUCUACCAACGAGAAUGUGAGCGGAACAGCAGCUGCCCGUUUGAACAGAUUCAAGAAUAAGGGAAAGGACUCCACUGAAAUGAGGCGAAGGAGGAUGGAAGUCAAUGUGGAGCUGAGGAAAGCCAAAAAAGAUGAUCAGCUGCUGAAAAGAAGGAAUGUUGGCACGUUCCCUGAUGAGGCCACCUCACCUCUGCAGGAAAACCGGAGCAAUCAGGUCACUGCCCACUGGUCUGUUGAAGAAAUUGUUAAAGUUAUUUACAGUAAUAAUGCAGAACUCCAGCUGCAGGCCACGCAGGCUGCCAGGAAACUUCUGUCCAGAGAGAAGCAGCCCCCCAUUGACCAGAUAAUCCAAGCUGGCUUGAUUACGAAGCUUGUGUCCUUUUUGGGAAGAGUGGAUUGCAGCCCUAUUCAGUUUGAAUCGGCUUGGGCCCUGACCAACAUCGCCUCUGGCACAUCUGAUCAGACAAAAGCUGUGGUAGAUGGUGGAGCAGUACCUGCCUUCAUUUCACUGUUGGCUUCUCCCCAUACUCACAUUAGUGAACAAGCUGUGUGGGCUCUGGGAAACAUUGCAGGUGAUGGUUCUGCCUACCGAGACUUGGUAAUUAAGUAUGGUGCUCUGGACCCACUGUUGGCUCUGCUUGCAGUUCCUGAUCUCUCUUCUAUAGCUCUUGGCUACUUGCGCAACGUAACCUGGACCAUAUCAAAUCUGUGUCGUAACAAGAAUCCCGCACCACCGCUAGAUGCUGUUGAGCAGAUCCUUCCUACAUUGGUUCGCCUACUGAAUCACCAUGACCCAGAAGUUCUGGCAGAUACGUGCUGGGCUGUUUCUUACUUGACUGAUGGUUCAAACGACAGAAUUGAAAUGGUGGUAAAAACCGGACUGGUUCCGCAGCUGGUGAAACUCCUGGGACGUGGAGAAAUUCCAAUAAUGACACCCUCCUUAAGAGCAAUAGGAAAUAUUGUAACUGGUACUGAUGAACAGACUCAGGUUGUAAUAGAUUCUGGUGCACUUGCUGCCUUCCCUGGCCUCCUUACUCAUCACAAAAAUAACAUCCAGAAAGAAGCUGCGUGGACCGUGUCUAACAUCACGGCUGGCCGGCAGAACCAAAUCCAGAUGGUUGUGGACCAUGGGCUUGUCCCAUGUCUCAUUAGUAUAUUGAAAAAGGGGGACUUCAAAUCACAGAAAGAAGCUGUAUGGGCUAUGACCAACUACACAAGUGGUGGAACAAUUGGCCAGAUCAUAUACCUUGUUCAGGCUGGUGUGCUAGAACCGUUGUUAAAUCUUCUGGUGGUUAAAGAUGGCAAAACUGUACUGGUUAUUCUGGAUGCCAUCACUAACAUCUUUAUGGCGGCUGAGAAAAUCAAUGAAACUGAAAAGCUUUGUAUCAUGAUUGAGGAAUGUGGCGGCCUAGACAAAAUUGAAGCUCUACAGUCUCAUGAAAAUGAAGACGUGUACAAAUCUGCUGCAAAUCUGAUUGAGAAGUAUUUCUCAUCAGAGGAAGAAGAGGAUGGGAACAUUGUUCCAGAAUCCAGUUCUGAUGCCUAUACUUUUCAGAUUCAAGAUGGUGCCAACCCUUUUAAUUUCUAAAUGGUCUAUGACAAA